CGGGUUCCCUGGCGCGGGAUCUCUGGGAAGCCCUGGCGCAAGAUGCCAGACUGUCGAGCCGUGAGCGUCUCUAAACUUUUGAGACUUAGCCCAUGGUGGAGGUUUUCAGAAUGAAAACUGGGGGAAACUCCAGGAUUGGGGCCUUGGCCACAGACUCCUCGAGGCUCUGAAUGCCCCGCGUAGUCAGCUCAGGCCGCGUCCCUCCAGCCCUGCGCUUUACCUCCACUUAGGCUUCUGCCCUCCAAGGCUGGUCCUCCAAGUGAAGGAGGGCGGGGAGGGGUUCACCUGCCAGAAAGCCUGGGGCGCCAGGAUCUCUCCCAGGGCGCCAGGAUCUCUCCCAGGACUCCAGGUUACGUCCCAGGGUCCAGGCCCCGCCCUCCAGCUUAUCCCUUGCCGGGGCUCCCCCCGUGGGAAAGGGGACCAGCUGGCCGGAAGCGCCAAACUGCGUCCCUGUCCGAGCCCCGGGGAUCAAUCAGGCCGAGGAGUUAAUUAUGUAAUGAGGGGGCAGGGGGUCGGAGCUAAUGAAGCCACCGUGGUGGGGGGGGGGUAAGGAGGAGGGGAAGAUACCCAGGUAUCCGGCCCUCUCUUGGACCCCAUCCAGGCCCCAGGGGUCUCCACCCCAGCCCAACUCCAGGGCCCCAAAGAGGGGAGGGGCUGUGAUCCUAGGUCUGGAAGGGGCUGAGCUGUGAGCUAUAAAGGGGGCAUCUCUCAGCACUGGGGGACUCUAGGCAGCGGGACCUCAGGCCACAGGGAACUACAACAUGUACCAUCCACGAGAGUUGUACCCUUCCCUGGGGGCUGGCUACUGCCUGGGGCACUCCCAGCCCGGGGCAGACUCUAGCUUCCCGCCUGCCCUGGCGGAAGGCUACCGCUACCCCGAUUUGGACACUCCCAAACUGGAUUGCUUCCUCUCCGGAAUUGAGGCUGCUCCCCGCGCUCUGGCUGCCCCCCCACCUCUACCCCUUGUGCCCCCAGUCGUGGGCACUGAACUGGCACCGUCUACUCCAGAGGCCCUCCAUUCACUCCCUGGGGUCAACCUGAGUCUGGAGAACCGAGAGCUGUGGAAGGAGUUCAGCUCUGUAGGAACAGAGAUGAUCAUCACCAAAGCUGGGAGGCGCAUGUUCCCUGCUUGCCGAGUGUCAGUCACUGGCCUGGACCCUGAGGCCCGCUACCUAUUUCUCCUGGAUGUAGUUCCAGUGGAUGGGGCUCGCUACCGCUGGCAGGGCCGGCGCUGGGAGCCCAGUGGUAAGGCAGAGCCCCGCCUGCCUGACCGAGUCUACAUUCACCCUGACUCUCCUGCUACUGGUAGUCACUGGAUGCGGCAGCCUGUGUCCUUCCAUCGUGUCAAGCUCACCAACAGUACACUGGACCCCCAUGGCCAUCUGAUCUUGCACUCCAUGCACAAGUACCAGCCCCGCAUACACCUGGUGCGGGCAGCCCAGCUUUGCAGCCAACACUGGGGGGGCGUGGCUUCCUUCCGCUUCCCAGAAACCACAUUCAUCUCUGUGACAGCCUACCAGAACCCACGGAUCACACAACUGAAGAUUGCAGCCAAUCCCUUUGCCAAAGGCUUCCGGGAGAACGGCAGAAACUGUAAGAGGGAGCGAGAUGCCCGUGUGAAGAGGAAACUGCGGGGCCCAGAGCCAGUAACCACAGAGGCCUAUGGAAGUGGAGAUGCACCAGGUGGUCCCUGUGACUCCACCUUGGGUGGGGACAUUCAUGAGACAGACCCAGAUCAGGCCCCAGCCUCUGGGGAAGCUGCCCCUGCCCCAGUUCCCCCCUGUGGUGGCCCCAGCCCUGAAGCCUACCUCCUGCACCCUGCGGCUUUCCAUGGGGCGCCCAGUCACCUUCCAACCAGGAACCCCAGUUUCCCAGAGGCUCCAGAUUCUGGGCGCCCAGCCCCCUACUCAGCUGCAUUCCUGGAGCUACAGCCAGGACCAGGGGGCUCAGGGUACCCAGCAGCUCCCCCUCCAGCAUCCUUUGCCCAGCACUUCCUCCAAGGGAGCCCCUUCCCCCUACCUUACCCUGGGCCUGCGGGUUACCUAGAUGUGGGUUCCAAGCAGAUGUACUGAGCCACUGCUCAGCCUCCCUCCACCUCCCAUCACAAAUCUCCAGUUCCCUUCCCCCCAUCCUGUAGCCCCCUCACGUCCACUGGCUCCAUCCCCCACACCAAAUGGCAGCCUUGGGCCUGCCCCCCCCCCACUUCACACCUUGAUUUCACUCCCACCCCCCUCUGGCUUCAAAGCUUAGGCUGGGCUGCUGAAAGUCCAGCUGGGGCCAGCUUCCCCUUCUCUGCUCUCACCUUGGUGUGAAUGGAGGGGCUCUGCCUGGCCAAAUGGGGCCACAGACCAGCAUCCCUACCUCCAGGCCCUGUUCCUUGGCUCAGGCAGGUUCUAUCCCCUCACCAAUGGUGCCAGCCACACCAGUCUGUUGUUCUCAGAACCAGAGUAUUUUGUGAAUAAAACUCAAUAGUGCUCAGGAAA
Messenger RNA from Nycticebus coucang (slow loris), 2483 nucleotides. RefSeq names its product T-box transcription factor 6 (gene TBX6). Lineage: Eukaryota; Metazoa; Chordata; Mammalia; Primates; Lorisidae. The record is from RefSeq and is a predicted model, not a curated record. The transcript has 8 exons. Gene Ontology annotation, cellular component: nucleus. Gene Ontology annotation, molecular function: DNA-binding transcription factor activity, RNA polymerase II-specific; RNA polymerase II cis-regulatory region sequence-specific DNA binding. Bases 762 to 2072 code for a protein of 436 amino acids. Gene Ontology annotation, biological process: cell fate specification; vasculogenesis; heart looping.